This is a messenger RNA of Boleophthalmus pectinirostris (great blue-spotted mudskipper), 3139 nucleotides long. RefSeq names its product MSL complex subunit 1b (gene msl1b). NCBI's taxonomy places the organism in Eukaryota, Metazoa, Chordata, Actinopteri, Gobiiformes, Gobiidae. The coding region runs from base 207 to 1787 and encodes 526 amino acids. Gene Ontology annotation, cellular component: MSL complex. The transcript has 9 exons. The record is from RefSeq and is a predicted model, not a curated record.
UCAAAACACAAGAAAUGGCCAUAUGAAAGGUUGCGCAUGCGCAGUAUUCAUCGCUUUAAAACAGUCUUGAGGAGGGAACAUGAAGGCAGCUGCAGGUGGACUUCAGUAACAUCAAUGGGGUGCAGCUCCAGGGCACAUAAGGAGUCGCUGUGGUUGAAUCGCACCGCUGAGGCGUUGCAGAAACGAGGGAGCCAAAUGUGUUCGCCAUGACUCUGAGGUCCACGUUGUUUCCAAAAGCAGGAUUCAAGCACAACGCGGACAGCAUAGACUUUGAAGCUCCCCACAUCGGGACCGCUACCGUCAGCCCCGUGAGCCUGAAGAGGGAGUGUUGUGACUUUGUUAUAGAUGUCCAUAACACACAGGACGGCGCGAUCCCGAACAAGGACGUAGAUCAGAAUUAUAUGACUAGUAAAAUCGCUAUUGCUGCAACAAUAGCAGAAGCAGUUCAAGGAAGCACCACAACUGUAGGGGUAUUGUCCCCUGUCAGACAAAUGGGGGGUGAGGGAACCCCAGUGAAAGGUAAACCCCUCUCUGUUGACAAUAUGGAUAACCCUCAGAUGGUUUUAAACAAUAACCCAAAAGACGCUGGAGCAGAUGAUAGCGCCAAGGGGGUUGUACAAGGAGUUCUUGGUUCUGCCUCUAUAGAAGUCUCAUCUGAGGGAAAAUGGAGGAACAUCAGGAAGACCCCUGCCAAUCCUCACACACAGGCCAAUUGUCUUCGUCAGAUCUUGCUUCUUCAACUGGACCUCAUUGAACAGCAGCAACAACAACUACAGUCAAAGGACAAGGAGAUAGAUGAGCUCAAAGCGGACAAAGAAACCUUGCUGGCUCGCAUUGAGCGCAUGGAGCGUCGCUUGCAGCUCACCAGAAAAGAUGUGCCUCGUGACAAACGUCUUUUCCAGCCUCUGGAGCCCUGGACCCCAGAUAAAGAAGACAUUUGGGAUCUAGAAGUGGAAGAGAGUUCUCAGCCAAAUCCACCCACUCCACUAAAUUUUCGUAGUAGUAAAGGCCAAAAAAGGAAAUCAUGCUUUGGGGAGAUAAAGGUCCAGAAAUCAAGGUCAAAGGGUGCAAAGCUCAGUCCUAAGUUAGAGAUGGAGCCUGGGUCGCCUCUACAGCGAGAGCUGCGCAGUAAAGAAACUCCAGAGAAGAUUCUCAGGUGUGGUUCAGAGAAGGACAUGCUCCAGUGUAAAGAGGACCCAGAGCUCAGCUGUCAGAUGGAAGAUCUACCCUUCAUGUCAACAACAGAGAUGUACCUCUGUUGUUGGAACCAACCACCCUUGUCCCCUCUGCGAGAGACUUCUCCCAAAAAGGAGGAAGAGGUGGCCAGUGAGUCGACUCCUCAUGUAGUACAUGAUAUGCUGAUUAUUUUUCCAUCCUGGAGGGAAAAUCACAUUGAGCCCUUGGAGGAGGAGCCCUCUUUUAUCCCUCCUGAGGCCCUGGAUGACAGCAUAUUUUUGAAGCGACAUUCAAAGUUGGAAUUAGAUGAGAAGAGAAGGAAGAGAUGGGAUAUACAGCGCAUCAGAGAGCAGCGCAUGUUCCAGCGUUUGCAGCAGCGCAUGAACAAGAAGAAAGUGCAGGAGUCUGAGCCAGAGCUUUCUUCUUUCUACCCUGAAACCGAAGAUGUUGAAGCUAUAGUGAUUACUCCUUUCCUACCUGUCGUUGCAUUUGGAAGACCAUUGCCCAAACUAACUCAACAGAACUUUGAGCUGCCUUGGCUGGAUGACAAGAGCAGAUGCCGUAUAGAGGUGCCGAAGAAGCAAACUCCACAUCGGACCUGUAGGAAGUGAAGCUUGAAUGUUAGAUUGCACUGAUCAGUCUUGUCCAGAGCAAAGACACUGCUCAGUGGCUAUGUAUAACUGCUGUCAGUUUCACAAGGACAUGUUGUUUUUAGUUGCGUCAACCACAACAGAUCAGUGUUUAUGCUAAAAAUAAUAACAGGUGAUUUCUGCACCAGUGGGCCUCUCAAACAUAUAACAGUGGGACUAAAGGCUUGGUGCCAUUGUCUUCCCAUUAGCAGCUGUUAUUAUGAAAAAGUUUCAUUCUGAUCUAAAUUAUUUGCAUGUGGUAGAAUCCAAAUACAUUUUAUAACAGGCAUACUCACUGAAAUAGAUUUUUAAGGUCCUUUAAGAUAACAUUCAUAAGGUGAAAAAUACAAUUAGAAACUUAAAUCUUCAAACAUCAACUCAUUAACUAUUUUGACUGAAAAUGUAAAUGUAUGGCAUUACCAUACUAUAAUUAGUUACUACGCUCUUCAAAGGUUGAAAAAAAGUCACAAUUUGACCGUAUUGUGCUGUGUAUUGCUUAUAUUGUUAACACGCAGAAAAGACAUAUCAAUGUUAGAUGUUAUUCCUGGGCUUGAACCGCAUUCAGCAUGAUACCAUUAAAUGCAGUUCUUAAUCUAAUACUCACAACUAUAUCAAAGUUGUGUCUUGAAACAGAAAAUAUAUUUUUGACAAAGCAAUUUAGUGUGACAACAAGUGAUUGAUUUUGUUAUUUUAUGUGAGUUGCAUGAACUGUUUCAAAACAGUAGCAUGGUGAAUUCAAGAUUUGAGUGUUUUCUUCCAAAACUUUUUUUUACUUGAAAGCAUGAAAACAGGCGAGCGCAACCGCUGUAUUCAUACAAGUUCCAAGUAAAAGCAGCACAACUUGGAUUCAGAUUUUUGUGUUACAAAUAGUUCAAUAUGCUUAUGAGCCUGUAAUUAUUAGGCAUAUCUUGUAUGCAUUGGUGUAUGAGAAUGCAGAUAGCUGACAUUCAAAAUAGCCUUGUCAAAAGUUAAACAAGCUGUUCUAGCUGUAGUAAUAGCAGUGCAACAUGCUGCUGGUUAAUCUUUGUCGUCACAGUGAUUGGUUCUUCUAACGUUCUUCACUGCUUUACUCACCUGUUUCACGAUGCAAUUGUUCCUACAGCUUCAGUGCAACUGCCUAGCAUACUGUAUGUGUCAGCUGAUUUUGGAAAUACAACAUUGAUCUAUUUGUACAUAGGUAUCAGACAAAUGUACAUAAACAUGGCUGUUAUUUUUUUAUUAUUUAAUGUUGAAGUGUUCAGUACAUUCAAUUGUUCUAUGAUUGUAUGUUGACAAAUGGACAGAUUUGAAAGUUACAAAUUACAAUUUUCAGAAUAAAACGGAUCUAGUCUAAA